CGGCUAGCCAAUGACAGGCACACCCACUUUCGUAUAUCACGUCAUUCGUAUUCUAUAUUUCUUUGAAGGCUUACUAAGUAAAGAAUGGCUUGUUAGCGCGGUAACGCCUCUUUGUUAAUUUUCCGAUCAUCGACUACUCAUUGAUGUUCGACUACACAUCGAGAUUUCAAAUGUCAUUUCUUACAACAUUGGCGACAUGUGGCAAUUAACGUAUUUAUUUAUUAAAAAAGAUACGCAAUAUAAUAUAUUUCAACUAUUAAGUAAUAAGACAUUACAAUUUGGUGGUUCUAUGAAAAAUGGUUGAUCGCUAGAUUUGAUAUAUGUAUGUGUAUUCAAGAAAAAAAUUGUGUGAAAAAAAUAAAUAAUUAAUAUAAUAUCGAUUUAUAUACGCGCGUAAACAUGCCGCGUACCAAAGCAUCACCAAAAAAAUGUAUUAAAACAACUAAUUCACAUCCAGGUACAAAUACAUGGGUUUUUCUAAUGAAAGGUGAUAAUUUAAGUAAUACAGAUGGUGGUGUACCUGAUGUUAUUAAAUUAAGGCAUCCAGCUACAAAUCAGCCUGCAAUGUUUGUAUUUAGUCCAGGCAAUGUAACAGUACAAGAAGUUUUAACAUUUGAUGAAAAUAAAAGAUCAUGGUUUAUAGAUGAUAAUGUAAAAUCUGAUGGAAAAUUACAUUUAUCUACUCCUAUUGAUCCAAUAUUUUUAAUAUUACCUUAUUUGAGAAAGUCACAACAAGCACAACCAUUAGAACAAUGUCUUUGGGAUGAAGAUUUUCCAGAAAUGACUCGUCUCAUUCAAUGUCAAAAUUUAAAAUUGAUAUUAAUUGCUGAUCGUAAAGGAGAUGAAUCAUUACAAGCUUAUAAAUUUAAUGAAGAAAAAACAUUGAUUUGGUUGCGUAAGAAAGUGGAAAGAGUAGUUGAAGUAUUAAAACAGAAGGGUAUUCAUGUAUCGCAGGGUGCUAUUAGUGCUACUUAUGUUAAAAGUGCUAAACAUGAAACUGUUUCAGAAAUGGAGUAUUUAAAAUAUGCUCAUGGUAUUGUAUCAGAGUAUCUUGCAGAAGAUUUAUCAAAAAAAUUAGCACAAUAUUUAAAUAUACUAGAUGAAACAGAAAAUAAAAAACGAAAAUUAAAUAGUCCUAAAGACAAUGGUGAUGAAAAAAGGUCUAAGAAAGAUACAAGUGAAAAUGAAUCAGUAUUAAAACCAAAAACAUCUGAAUCAACCAAAUUAGAGAAGCCUCAAAAAACAAUUGGUAAAAAGGAAUUAGCCAGACAAAAGGCUGCAUCUGGAUCCAAAAGCAUUACUAGCUUCUUUAAGAAAAAAUAAAGUUUAGGAAAUUUAAAA
Molecule: messenger RNA, 1341 nt
Organism: Apis dorsata (giant honeybee)
Lineage: Eukaryota; Metazoa; Arthropoda; Insecta; Hymenoptera; Apidae
Product: ribonuclease H2 subunit B
Exons: 6
Coding region: 400-1323 (307 amino acids)
Biological process (GO): ribonucleotide metabolic process; RNA catabolic process
Cellular component (GO): nucleoplasm; ribonuclease H2 complex
Source: RefSeq, a predicted model, not a curated record